AUGAAAGUGAUAGAACCAAGAGAUGCAUUUCUAAGCGACUACGAAGUCCUGCAAUUUCUCAGUAAACUGGAAAGACGCCAUCAUUGGGAUGAUGAGACAACGCUGGCAAACCAAAAAAAUAAGAAAAUGAAGAAGAAGAUCAAGAGACCAUACAAUCACGCAGAAUUGCAAAAUAUAACGAGGAAUACCAUUAAUUAUCUGUCCAUGAACAAGAAUUUUAUUCAACAAGGUGAAGAUGAUGUUGAUGAUCCACAGGAAGCUAAAGUGGUCAAUGAAAGUAAUAUAAAGUCAGCUAUUUGUAAUUUGAAUGACGAACGAUUCACCGAAUUCAUGCAACGUUUAAAUGAAUUUGAUUUGUUUAAAGUGGAAAAAUUACAAAUCGUCAAUGAUUUCCCAACUAAUAUGGUUCAUUUGUAUUCAAUCAUAGAAGAAUGUGAUUCUCGAUUUAAUGAAGAACAGAUAGAACAAAUUUUAAGUAUAGUAAAAUCAUUUUCAUAA
This is a messenger RNA of Naumovozyma castellii, 498 nucleotides long. It is a transcript of the gene RPC17, whose product is annotated as DNA-directed RNA polymerase III subunit RPC17. The transcript has a single exon. Bases 1 to 498 code for a protein of 165 amino acids. Lineage: Eukaryota; Fungi; Ascomycota; Saccharomycetes; Saccharomycetales; Saccharomycetaceae. The record is from RefSeq and is a predicted model, not a curated record.